Phaeodactylum tricornutum CCAP 1055/1 is the source of this 2262-nucleotide messenger RNA. RefSeq lists its product with no specific name. Gene Ontology annotation, molecular function: RNA 7-methylguanosine cap binding; mRNA binding. The transcript has a single exon. The coding region runs from base 142 to 2010 and encodes 622 amino acids. The record is from RefSeq and is a predicted model, not a curated record. NCBI's taxonomy places the organism in Eukaryota, Bacillariophyta, Bacillariophyceae, Surirellales, Neidiaceae. Gene Ontology annotation, cellular component: cytosol; nucleus.
GAUAAGCAAUGCCUGAAAGAUAGUCUUUACUUCUGUGAGUACGGUUGGGCUUUCACUCUCCAUUCUUCAAGUUCAUCACAUUCGUAGAACUUGUCUAGACUUUUGUUAACGGUUUUCAGGGCUACGUGUGGAAAGACAGCAAUGGUUCGUGAACAAGAGUAUCCCGGCGUAAGCGCUUGUCCGUUUGCCAGCAACCGUACGCUGAUCGUUCCCGACGAUCCCCACGAAAAGUGGGUAUCGGCAGAAGGCUCCGAGCAUGACGAGAGUCACUUGCCGUGUGUGUCGUCUCCAGAGCUUGCUACGAUUCGGAUACAGCCCAUGCGUAUGAUGGGUCGAUCGAACAAAGCAGGUCCGCGCUGGAAUGCGGAAGCCUUUCACGAAACCUUGCGCUCGCCAACACCGGACAACGCUCUCGUGCUCUUUCAGGGAAUGGCUCGAGAAAGUCUAGCCGUGGUGUUAUCGCCGAAGCCGUCCUUUGUUAUGAAACACAGCUACGAAGUCUUUUUCGGUCAUCAGGGCAACACUGUCACAACCGUACAACGCAAAUCGUCACGGGACGAAUCGCUGUCCGUCACCCUUCCCGGACGUGUGUGCCAAGAAAAGGCUUGGACUUCGUACUGGAUCUGUUUGUCUGAAGAAAAGCUAUAUGUUGGAGUGGGUAGUGUACCCGGGCAGCAGCUUGUUGCUAUUUUGGACGAUCUCGCCCGGCAAGAUGCGCCCUCUUCGGAGGAACACGCGGUGCACUACGUUGGAUUCGGCAAUGCCUCCACUGGCGAUCGACAAGCGCCGAGUCCAUUGAAACUACGUGGUCUCUGUGUGACCACCAUCCCCGACUCGCUCCGCACGCGCCUAGCAUCCUUAAUCACUGCCAAGGACGUUUCCAUGAUACAGCUUGGGCGGGACGAAAUGGAUGCCGAAACCAAAGCUUUAAUGGACGAAUAUCAGCAAGAGUGUACCAAGGCCCGGGCCCGAGCUAGCAAAUUUGGAAUCCCCUAUCAGGAGCCGGCCCCGGACGCUUUUGUUCCUUGGUCCCAAGCCCGUCGUUUACGUGCCAAUCCUAAGCAAGGCUUCAUUACCGGCAUGGAUUUGUCGGAUCCGGUGGAAAAGGCUAAACAAGAAGCCCGUCAGAAGCGAUUUGGUACUGUAGCCGGAGAGGUCUCCACCGGUAGUGCCACGGGAGAGGGUGAAAUAUCGUCAAUUAUUGAGACUCAAGUUUUGCCAAUUAUACAAGCCUGGGAUAAUGAAGGAUUCGUGCGAAGCCAGCGGACCGACCCGCCGACGUUGUUCUGGAAGAAUCCUCCACCGGAUUCUAGUUUCGACGAACCUAAGAACGAGUUCUCUAUGGAUGAAGAUCCAGUCACGCUAAUUUCGGCAAAGAUUCACAUUUUCAGCAUCGAUUGGGCCGCGUUCAAGCAAAUUCGUACGAACGAUAUUAUGGCUCACUUUUCCAUUUACGGUCCCUCCUACAUUGAAUGGCUGGGAGACCUUUCCUGCAACGUUUGCUUCGAGGAUGCCUACUCGGCUACUCGGGCUCUAGAAAACAUGUCGCAAGAGCUACCAACACCGGCUCCGGAAACAAUACAAUCGGGCGGGACACCGCCUGAUUUAGGCAACAUGAAUUGGCGUUUUGGGAAAAGUCUUUUGCGCAAAGUAUCAAACGAUCGCUUCGGGCGCAAGGGUACAACGGCGCGACUUUUGAUGCGCACCGCCACUUCGAUGGAUAUUUUGCUCGAACGCCCACAAUCUUGGCCGAAACCACCACCCGGGUUUACCACGAAGCGCGUGCUUGGACCCGGCAGCAACGUGCGUCCCAAGAAAGGCAAGCGCGAACGACUGUCGCUACGCAACGACUGCUUUCUGCCGGAAAAUGACGAGCCCAAUCCUCUCGGAUUGCUCAGCGGGGGUCUCAAAGCGGGUCGCAGCGGGUUUUCGGUGGAAGAGUUGGAGGCUGAACGUAGGCAAAAACGAGCCAGGCUCACGCCUGACAAAGAGUUUAUGACGCAAGAAUGAUUUUGUCGCCCCGGAGAAUUGUUGCAAGCUGCAAGGUUUUGAUGAAAACGGCCGAGGUAAGUGAACCUGCUUCUCAACAUUUCUUUUUUUGGGACAUCUUUGAAGUUUAUCUCCGCAGCAGGCAAAUCUAUUGCAGAACUAUUUACUGAGCCAAUCUGACACAUUUGUCAACACCAAAGUAUAACAACAUUGAGGGGUGCAUUCCGCUACUAGAGGGACUCUAUGAGUGUGAUGUAAUAAGAAUAUUUGCCC